AUGUCUUUUCCCGGUACCCCCGUGAGCUUUGGAAAGCGCUAUGCCAUCCUCAACCUGGAUUGGAUGACCGUGCUGUUAACUGCGGCUGAAGGGACGCCGCAAGGCAGGACAGUGGUGGAAAACCUCUCCAAAUGGCACGAAGCAGUUCAUCAAAAGAGCGACCGCCCACUCACCAUCUACACAACUCUGGCGUUUAACCGUGGCCAGCCUGAAUUGGAAGCGAAAAAACCAUUUGCUCGAUUAAUCGAGUCGUUUGGAACGUUUGAAGUCGGCACUCCUAGCGCGGAGAUUGAUCAGCGGUUCGAAUUGGAUGAACAGGAUAUUGUUCUUCGAAAGACUAGAUGGUCUGCUACUACGGGCAACAAUCUGGAGCAGAUCCUGAGAGCACAGGGUAUUGAUACCGUUGUUAUUUCUGGUCUCACUCUUUCGGGUGUGGUGAUGGCUACCGUCUACCGCUUAUUCGAUCUGGACUACAAUAUCAUUGUCAUUGGGGACAAUGUUCUGGAGCUUCCGCCAGACCAGCAUACAAUGUUUCAAAAGGUGAUGCUUGAAGAACUUCUGCCUAAGAUGAACCAGAAAGUUAUCUCACUAGAGCAAGCUCUGGAGGCAUUGAACGAGGCAUGA
Messenger RNA from Penicillium daleae, 624 nucleotides. Its product is annotated as cysteine hydrolase family protein. The record is from RefSeq and is a predicted model, not a curated record. Bases 1 to 624 code for a protein of 207 amino acids. NCBI's taxonomy places the organism in Eukaryota, Fungi, Ascomycota, Eurotiomycetes, Eurotiales, Aspergillaceae. The transcript is spliced from 2 exons.